Messenger RNA from Cordyceps militaris CM01, 1287 nucleotides. Its product is annotated as fumarylacetoacetase. Gene Ontology annotation, molecular function: fumarylacetoacetase activity. NCBI's taxonomy places the organism in Eukaryota, Fungi, Ascomycota, Sordariomycetes, Hypocreales, Cordycipitaceae. The transcript has 2 exons. Gene Ontology annotation, biological process: homogentisate catabolic process; L-tyrosine catabolic process; L-phenylalanine catabolic process. The record is from RefSeq and is a predicted model, not a curated record. Bases 1 to 1287 code for a protein of 428 amino acids.
AUGGCUGCUACCACAUCUUGGGUGCCCGCCGACGCCAAGGGCGACUUCUCCAUCCACAACCUGCCGUUUGGCAUCUUCUCGACCAGCUCUGGCGCGCCCCGCGCCGGCGUGCGCAUCGGCGACAGCAUCGUCGACCUUAAGGCGCUCUCUAGCGACCCGGCCGCCGCCGGCCUCAAGUCCAUUCAUGGCGCGGCGGCCAGCUUUGCGCAGCCCACGCUCAACGCAUUUGCGGAGUCGGGCCGUGCUACCCACAAGGGUGUCCGCGCCGAGCUGCAGGCCAUCCUGGGCGGGAGCGACUCGCUGUUGCAAAGCAACGAUGCGCUGAAGCAAAAGGUCUUGGUGCCCGUCAGCCAGGCCAAGAUGCACCUCCCCAUGCAGAUUGGCGACUACACCGACUUCUAUGCCGGUUACAACCACGCUUUCAAAGUCGGCGUCCUGUUCCGCGGCCCGGACAAUGCCUUGCAGCCCAACUACACACACAUUCCCGUUGGUUACCACGGCCGCUCGUCCAGCAUUGUCGUCUCCGGCACGCCCAUCCAGCGCCCGCGCGGCCAGAUCCUGCCCAACCCGGCCGCCGCCGAGAAAAUACCCGUUACCGCCGCCUGCAAGCGCUUCGACUACGAGCUCGAGCUUGCGGCCUUCAUCUGCAAGCCCACUCAGAUGGGCGACUCUGUUGACGUCAACGAGGCUGAUGAGUACAUCUUUGGUUACGUGCUGCUCAACGACUGGAGUGCCCGUGAUAUCCAGGCCUGGGAGUACAUUCCUCUCGGUCCUUUCAACGGCAAGAACUUUGGUUCUACCAUCAGCCCUUGGAUCGUGACGGGCGAUGCCCUUGAGCCUUUCCGCACCGAGCCCCUCGAGAACAAGACGGCGAUCCAGCCUUAUCUGCAGCAGUCGCAGAAGAAGAGUGUUUAUGAUAUUAAGCUUCAGACCACCAUCAACACCAAUGGAAAGACUGACGGCAGCAUCAUCUCCGAGACCAGCGCCAAGAACCUGCUGUGGUCAUUCCCUCAGAUGGUCGCCCACCACACCUACGGCGGCUGCAACCUGCGGGCCGGUGACAUGCUGGGCUCGGGCACCAUCAGCGGCACCGAGCUGCGGGAGCGUGGCAGCUUGCUGGAGAUGACGGAGGGUGGAAAGCAGGACUUUGAGAUUGGGCAAGGCAAGGUGCGCCGGUUCCUCGAGGACGGCGACAGCGUUGUCAUGUACGGCUACUGCGAAAAGGAGGGCAUCCGCGUCGGCUUUGGUGACUGCGAGGGUACCAUCCUGCCGGCCAAGGCGUUGUAG